UAUUGUCUCGCCGCCUAUUUGAAAACGCCCAUCUGUUUUCCUCUUCCUCUAUGUAAGAACUUUCGACUGUUAGUGAUGAAUGAACAAAAUAAUAUGCAAAGUUUGCCUAUUUUUAAUCUCUGACCUGUACUCCACCAUCUCUUCACACGUUUUCUCUCUAUAUCUAGCUUCUUCAGUCUCCUUUCUUUCUCAACAAUAUUCAUACAUUCCUCAACGAAAAAAAAAAAAAAAAAAUAUGCCCAUCUUACUUUGCUUAAUCUUCCUUCUCUUCUCCUCUGCAACUGCUGAUUGUGAACACUGUGUGCAUCAAACAAAAGUUUCUUUCUUUUCUAAAGCUGAAGCCCUUCAAUCUGGUGCUUGUGGCUAUGGUUCUUUGGCUAUAGGAUUCAACGGCGGCCGCCUUGCAGCAGCCACCGCCACUCUGUACAAGGAAGGAGCUGGUUGUGGUGCAUGUUUUCAGAUAAGAUGCAAGGACACCGCCUUUUGUUCUAAGGAGGGGACUACGGUGAUCGUAACCGAUCGCAACACCGAUAACAAGACCGAUUUUGUUGUGAGUAGCAGAGCUUUCAUGGCCAUGGCUAAAAAGGGGAUGGAUCAGAACAUUUUGAAACUUGGCAUUGCCAAUGUCGAGUACAAAAGGGUUCCUUGUGAAUAUAAAAACAAGAACUUGGCCAUUCGAGUCGAAGAAUCUAGCCAAAAGCCACAUUAUUUGGCAAUAAAGUUCUUGUAUCAAGGUGGAAAAACUGAAAUUGUCGCGGUCGAUGUAGCUGCACAAGCUGAUUCGUCCAAUUGGACCUUCAUGAGUCGAAGUCACGGGGCCAUUUGGGAAACCAGUAGAGUUCCAACGGGGGCGUUGCAGUUCCGAUUCGCUGUGACAGCCGGGUACGACGGGAAAUGGUAUUGGGCAAAAGGUGUGCUUCCUGCUGAUUGGAAGAAUGGUGUGAUCUAUGAUUCUGGGCUGCAAAUAACUGAUGUGGCUGAGGAUGGCUGUUCUUCAUGUCAUGACAAAAGCUGGAUACCAGAUUCUUAAAUAAUCUUAGAUGAAUUUGUC
Olea europaea var. sylvestris is the source of this 1051-nucleotide messenger RNA. RefSeq names its product expansin-like A2. Gene Ontology annotation, cellular component: extracellular region; plant-type cell wall; plasmodesma. NCBI's taxonomy places the organism in Eukaryota, Viridiplantae, Streptophyta, Magnoliopsida, Lamiales, Oleaceae. Gene Ontology annotation, biological process: sexual reproduction. The transcript is spliced from 4 exons. The coding region runs from base 80 to 1030 and encodes 316 amino acids. The record is from RefSeq and is a predicted model, not a curated record.